Molecule: messenger RNA, 721 nt
Organism: Pomacea canaliculata
Lineage: Eukaryota; Metazoa; Mollusca; Gastropoda; Architaenioglossa; Ampullariidae
Product: 40S ribosomal protein S7-like
Exons: 7
Coding region: 85-666 (193 amino acids)
Biological process (GO): rRNA processing; ribosomal small subunit biogenesis; translation
Cellular component (GO): 90S preribosome; cytosolic small ribosomal subunit; small-subunit processome
Molecular function (GO): structural constituent of ribosome
Source: RefSeq, a predicted model, not a curated record
CUCUCCCUUUCUGUCGCCGCCAUUGAGACAAGGUAUCGUGGAUGGGACAUGCAAAAAUAUUGUUGCAAAUAAUUCGCACAGACGAUGUAUUCGGCGAGCGCUAAAAUUAUCAAGCCUCAUGGCGCAAAGCCUGAUGAGUUCGAAUCGUCCAUCUCUCAGGCCCUGCUGGACCUUGAGAUGAACAGUGACUUGAAAGCAUCUCUUCAUGAAUUAUACAUCACAGGGGCAAAGGAAAUAGAUGUCCAGGGCAAGAAGGCUAUCAUCAUCAUGGUGCCUGUUCCUCAACUAAGGGCAUACCAGAAAAUCCAGACGCGCUGGGUUCGUGAACUAGAAAAGAAAUUUUCUGGAAAACAUGUUGUUUUUAUUGCUCAGAGGCGCAUCCUUCCUAAACCAACACGUAAAAGCAGAAGGAAGAACAAGCAAAAGCGUCCCAGAAGCCGAACACUUACCAUGGUUCACGAUAAUAUCCUUGAAGACUUGUGCUUUCCAGCUGAGAUUGUUGGCAAGAGAAUACGUGUCAAGCUGGAUGGCUCACGCCUGAUCAAGGUUCAUUUAGACAAGAACCAACAAACAACAGUAGAACACAAGCUGGACACCUUUUCUGCUGUCUACAAAAGACUCACAGGCAAAGAUGUGAUUUUUGAAUUCCCCGAGUGGGUUCUUUAAGUCUUGCAGUGACUGUUUUAAAAAAAAAAAGUGAAAUAAACACAGUGAGUCUUAA